CAAAAAUCGUAUCUUUUUCAAGACCAGCCAGGCAGCUCCACGAUGGCCCGAGACUUGACGUUCUUUGAAUCGAUCGCCAAGUCUUUUGAAGGGUUCUCGCAAUGGCUCGAUGCUGCGCUCGCACCGAGUGGACAUCCUUCGCGGAAAGAUGUGGACCGGUCCAAGGGGCCAUCACAUCCGUCGCACAUGUCGGUUGCGAACGAGCGCGCCAUCAAAAAGUACAAACUCGACCACGAGUUGUACGUGUCGACGUACCCGUCGUUGGUCCCCACAACAGUCGAUGUCCAAUCUAACACCAAGUCGGCCAGCGAUAGGGCCAUGGACGACAUCACCGUGCGAUUCCAUCGAAGUUUGUACGUGAGUAAGAACGCAGACAUCGCGACUGCGCAUAAGGUGCACCACCAAACCAAGGAGCUCCACAUGACGAACACCGCCGAGUACAGCCGUCACUUAGCCCGAUUGGAAAACCGAUUGGACAAGUGUCAGCAAAACAGCGUUCGGUCUCGCGCGUGGAAUAGCAUUGCGCAGGCCAAUGUCAAGCUCAGCUCCAUGGACAUUCUCGUGCGAGACUUUGAGCUGCUGGUGCGGCCGACUCCCGAUAUCGUCGCUAAAAUCCUCGCCAAGCUUAACAUGUUGCACAUUGCGGUGGCAUCCGCGGGCCAAAACGCCGUGUCGCUGCUGGUGGAGGAGCUCCAUGUCCUCGAAGCGCCUUCGUCGGUCUGCGUCUCCCGCGUGCUCGUGCACGUGUGCGCGUACUUGUCGACGCGGGACAUCGCGUGGCACUGCCUCAUCGUGUCCAAGGCCUGGAACGCCGUGGUCGCCGCCAACCAACUCGUAUCGCGUUCGAUUCGAUCGUCCCAUGUUCGCAUGUGUUUCUGGCGGCAUGCGAUUGACGCUCACACAAGAACACGUGACACAACCAACAAACAACUAGCUCCCUUCCAGUCCAAUCUAUCCCCACGACGUUGUUCGUCGUCAGCACCUCGCUGGUGUUUUCACACGUUGCUGGAGCGGGCAAUGCUUGACAAACACAAUCGAUUCCAUCGCGCCAUCCAUGCCGACGUGGCGCGCACGACGUUUGUCCAGGCCGAGCAAAUGUACCCCGCCGCCUCUUCUCUUGCUGCUACCGUUCGUCUGGGCACCGACCUCCUCGCGACGGACCACGAUGUUGCGACCCUCUCCGCCCUCCAAGCCAAACUCACGCGGGUCCUCCAAGCCUACUGCCAGCUGGAUCCGGUCGUCGGGUACUGCCACGGCAUGACAUUUCUCGGCGCGACCGUGCUCACGUGCGCAGGGUACGACGAAGUGGCUUCGUUUCACAUGUUUGCGUCCGCUAUGCAGCACUACGACAUGGCGAGUGUGUUUACUCUGCCAGAUCUGCCCGGCACCAAGACCCGCCUGCACCAACUGGACAACCUCAUGCGGCUGCACCUGCCAUCCCUCCACAAAUGCCUGCGCACACAUCGCAUCCACCCGCACAUGUUCGCGUCUGGAUGGAUCAUGAGCCUCUUCCUCAACGAACCGUCACUGUCCCCGGCGUCCAGAGGUAUCAUCGUCGACGAGUUCUUCCAGGGGGGCUGGCCCCGCAUGUUUCGCAUCUACUUGGGGCUGCUCAGCAUCCACGCCGACUCGCACCUCGUCACCCCCCACGCUAGCCACACGCUGCGGGCACUCGUGCAGCUGCCUAAGCUACUGGACGCGUCGCUCCAGACUGUGCUGGACCAAGGGCGCAAUCAUUUUACACUCGCCACGUCUGAGAAUGCGCUGGCCAUCAUGGCCUACGACCCGACGGCAGCAGCCGAUAUCAGCGACUACUUUUAGGGCUGGUCUGGAUACCACCACCCCAUAGAAUUAUGCCAUACUACAGUGUAUUGUCGAUUUGAUACAAAUU
This is a messenger RNA of Aphanomyces astaci, 1891 nucleotides long. RefSeq lists its product as hypothetical. NCBI's taxonomy places the organism in Eukaryota, Oomycota, Saprolegniomycetes, Saprolegniales, Verrucalvaceae. The transcript has 3 exons. Bases 43 to 1821 code for a protein of 592 amino acids. Gene Ontology annotation, molecular function: protein binding. The record is from RefSeq and is a predicted model, not a curated record.